UUACAUGGCUGUCUUCUAGUUUAUGUUGUUGCUAAGUUUUGAACUGUAAGGCCGACUUCGGUUUCGGAUAUUGACUUCUUGUCCCCCUUUAAGCCCUGGUUGUCGUUUCUGGUUCGGUUCUUAUUUGUUGUUCUUCCUUUUCUUCGCUGGUUGCAAUGCCUGCUAGUUAAUUCUUUCCUAGUUUUUUUAGCUCGUUUUAAGUCCUGGGUUUAGAUAUGUUCUGAUGCUGAAGAAUCCAUUUGGCUGGCUUUAAUUCUUAUCAAGAUUACUUUGGAUUGGUUUGGUUUAUUGGAUGUUUGUGAGAAGUGUUACUAGGGAAGACACCUCUCUUGAUACUACACUCUUUGCUCGGCCAUUGCUAAGUAAAUGACAUGUUUCAGCAACAGAGUACUCAUAAUUCAAGCUUUCUUCAAAACAACUCAUUAGUUCGUGAACAGAACAUACCUUUUGAUGCCAGCUCGAUGGAACCCACAAAUGGAAGCAAUGAUCCCAGCAAGCCCCCAAAUUUGGCCUCAAAACAGAGAUUGCGAUGGACACAUGAUCUUCACGAACGAUUCGUUAAUGCAGUGGCACAACUUGGUGGUCCAGAUCGUGCUACACCCAAAGGCGUCCUUAGAGUGAUGGGUGUUCAAGGUCUAACGAUAUACCACGUCAAAAGCCACCUGCAGAAAUAUCGACUUGCAAAAUACCUUCCCGACUCAUCGUCUGAUGGGAAAAAGGCUGACAAGAAGGAUUCUAUUGACGUUCUAUCGAACAUUGAGGGCUCGUCGGGAAUGCAAAUUACCGAAGCACUUAAGCUGCAGAUGGAGGUCCAGAAGCGACUGCAUGAACAAUUAGAGGUACAGAGACAGCUACAGUUACGGAUUGAAGCCCAAGGCAAGUACCUAAAGAAGAUAAUUGAAGAGCAACAAAAGCUUACUGGGGUUCUUUCAGGAGCAGCUCCAGUUGCCUCUUCCUUCUCAGCUCCUGCUUCUGGUGAGAACUGCCCAGAAACCGACAAGAACGACCCACCAACACCUGCGCCCACAUCGGAGUUUCCUCGACAAGAGAAAGCAUCAAAGGAACGUGCCCAAGCCAAGAGUGUCUCUAUUGAUGAUUCUUUCUCAUCUCGUCACGAACCAUUGACGCCCGAUUCUGGUUGUCAUAGCUCCCCAAAUGAGAGCCCAAGGCCAGUGAAGAAGCAAAGACAGUACCAGGAUGGUGCAUUUGCCAAAUCAGAGAUGAUACUCGCACAUCAGAUACUGGAGUCAAGUUUGAACUCCACUCACAAGGGAUCACGCUCUGUUUUUCCAGCCAGAGAAACGUUGGAUCCUUCAUCUGGACUAUCUAUAGGGGAUGAUGAGCAGUUUGACUAAACCACAGGGUCUCCUAGUCCUAGUGUUCCUUGUUUUCACAAGUUUAUCUUCCACGGUUAGUUCCUGUUGUAGUUUUGCUAGUCUCUACAUAUUGUGGUGUAUCAUAUCAUAGCACAUCUCGGCACAUAAUUUUUUUUCCUAAGUAGACCAAUAUUUGAUGAACCUGAUGAUUAUGUCCACAAUCCAAGCAGGACCCAUAUUUGAUCUUAUUAGAGAAUUAUCUGGCAGUUGAAACCAA
This is a messenger RNA of Cucurbita moschata (crookneck pumpkin), 1593 nucleotides long. RefSeq names its product myb family transcription factor PHL7-like. The record is from RefSeq and is a predicted model, not a curated record. The coding region runs from base 372 to 1355 and encodes 327 amino acids. Gene Ontology annotation, molecular function: DNA-binding transcription factor activity; DNA binding. The transcript has 8 exons. NCBI's taxonomy places the organism in Eukaryota, Viridiplantae, Streptophyta, Magnoliopsida, Cucurbitales, Cucurbitaceae.